GACAGCUUCUGAUUCUGAUUUUGUACUAUUUCAUUUCUGAGAUGACGAUACGUACUUGGAUAAAAUAAAUGGAACAGGUACAUCAGAGGGCAUAUUGCCCACGGACAUGCGAGCAAACUUUCUGGGCUUCCUGAAGCAUAUCCUCAAUCUCCUUGACAUACGUAUCUUCAUCCCGCGGUGCGCUCUCAGCCAACGCAUGGAGAUGCGUUCGGAUCACCGUCCAAGUCGGAUCUAUCUCAGCGCCAAAGGCAAGGAGCAGUGCGAUGACAUCCCGCCGCGCUGGAUUGAGCGGCAUCCCUCUCCACGGAUUGUCGGACUCUGCCUGGCGAUAAUACGAGUUCCCCGGCAUCGGGAGGUCGAGCGCCAACAAGAGGACCGGCCCGGCCGUGGGCCCCGGCGGAGUCCCAGCCAGCCACCCCGUGACCACAUUCGCUCGGGCAUUGGGGUUCGCGCCUGCGCCGAGCAGGAACGCGACAACCGCCGGGUGGCAGCCCUUGACUGCAUGGGCAAGCGCGUCGCCGUAGGUGCCCCGCUGCUCGAGACUGGCUCCGCGUGCCACGAGCAUCUGGGUCCUCUCCAGAUCCCCGAUAUAAGAGGCGUAGUGGAUGACUGUUUCCGUGGAGCCGUCAAAAAAGUACUUGGCGUUGAUGUCCGCCCCGUGGUCCAACAGCAGACGCAUCGUGUCCCAAUCGUGGUUAUACGCGGCGAGGAACAGCGGCGGCUCGUUCUCAUAGUCAUUACGAGGAAAUGAUGGAUCCGCGCCAUGCGACAGGAGAACUUGAGCGACAUCGCGAUGACGAUUGCUCACGGCCAUCUGCAGUGGAGUGUUGCCGCUGCUCGGGGGCAGAGUCAACGACACACUGUAUGGCGGGGAGAUAACCUUGAGCACUGUAUUGACCUUCCCAGAGGCGCACGCGGCCAACAAGACCUCCUCUGCGACAGUGGGAGUAAGUCGGGCGUCGAGAUCGGGCUGGAGGACUGAAUUCAGCCCACGACAGCUUAUCGCGAGCGAUCCCAGCGAUCCAUCGGACAAAUCGCGAGAUAUGAGCAGUAGGAGCUCCGUAGGCAACCCAGUCAAAUAUCCAGACAUUCUGGGAGUGGAUGGAAGGUGUGUGAAAGUGGGAGAUGAGCAGCC
This is a messenger RNA of Mycena citricolor, 1135 nucleotides long. Lineage: Eukaryota; Fungi; Basidiomycota; Agaricomycetes; Agaricales; Mycenaceae. The record is from the annotation of a GenBank genome assembly.